GUGAUGCAGACAUCCUCUGACGGAGGGAAGUGCGGGACAUUGUGCGCUGUUAGAGGAAGGAACAACCUUGUUUAUCAACUCCAAAAUCCCCCCUUUAGGUGGGCAAACAAGUUGCAGAUCCAAGCACGUUGCUGGUAAUAUUCCGAUGAGGCGGGGCUGAGCGUGCUGGAUCGUUUUGGAUGAACCAGCAGCAGCAGGGCGGUCAGAUACUGCAGCAGCGGGGGUCCUGCCGCUGGCUCCGUUGUUUUCUCAUCACUUCAGACUGAAACAUGAAUUCAGCCGAACAGACUGUGACGUGGCUUAUUACUCUGGGGGUCCUGGAGUCCCCCAAGAAGAGCAUCUCGGACCCAGAGGCUUUCCUGCAGACGUCUCUGCAGGAUGGAGCGGUGUUGUGCAGACUGGUGGAGCGACUCCGACCCGGGACGCUGGACAAGUUUUUCCAGGAACCCAGGAGCGACAGCGAGUGUCAGAGGAACAUUGGAGAGUUUAUCAAAGGCUGUGGCGCUUUCGGCGUGGAGCCUUUUGAGGUCACUGACCUGCUGCAGGGACUGAACUUCCCCAAAGUGCUGAACUCCUUGGUUGCUCUUAACAAAGCAACUGAAAAUUUGGGCGUUUCUGGGGACACCGUGUGUGUGUCCCACUCCUCCACUUUGAGGAUCAAGUCUUUUGACUCUCUGAACACACAGAGUCGCUCCUCUAAACUGCUGCAGCCUCAGUACCGCAGCCUGGACAUGUCGGAGGGGAGUGCAUGUGGCCAGUUUCUGGUCAAAGCACGCUUCCCCUUCCAGCAGACCAACGAGGACGAGCUCUCCUUCUGCAAGGGUGACAUCAUCAUGGUGAACAGGCAGGAGGACGGGGGCUGGUGGGAAGGAUCGCUGAACGGCAAGACCGGGUGGUUCCCCAGUAACUAUGUUCGGGAGUUGAAAGGAAGCGAUAAAACGCUAGAGAAGCCAAAGUCUGGGACGCUAAAAAGUCCACCCAAAGGCUUCGACACCACCAUCAUCAGCAAAACCUAUUACAAUGUGGUCCUGCAGAACAUCCUGGAAGCAGAGACUGAAUAUUCCCGGGAGCUGCAGAGUCUCCUGGGAUCAUACCUUCGCUCCCUUCACCCCACAGACAGACUCGGCAGUGUUGACAUCGGCCACAUUCAGGGAAAUCUGGAGGAGAUCUCAACCUUUCAGCAGAUGUUGGUUCAGUCCUUAGAUGACCAGACCAAACUUCCCGAGAACCAGCAGAGGAUUGGGGGGUUCUUCCAGAACCUGAUGCCGCAGAUGAAGAUCAUCUACAUGGCUUACUGCUCCAAUCACCCGUCUGCUGUCAGCGUACUCACACAGCACAGUGAGAAGCUGGGGGAGUACAUGGAGUCAAAAGGAGCAUCCAGUCCUGGGAUUUUAACGCUGACUACUAGUCUGAGUAAACCCUUCACCAGACUGGAGAGAUACCCAGCACUGCUGAAAGAACUGGAAAGACACAUGGAAGAACAACAUCCUGACAGAGCUGACCUCCAUGCUGCCAUGGCAGCCUUUAAAGACCUUGGAGCUCAGUGUCAGGAGGUGAGGAAGAAGAAGGACCUUGAGCUGCAGAUUUUAACGGAGCCCAUCAGAAACUGGGAGGGGGAUGAUAUCAAAACUCUCGGCCCCGUUAUUCACAUGUCCCAGGUCACAGUCCACACGCAGAACUGUCAGGAGUCAAACGAACGCUACCUCGUCCUCUUCCCUCACACGCUGAUCAUGCUCUCCGCCAGCUUGAGGAUGAGUGGAUUCAUCUUCCAAGGGAGGAUUCCUUUAUCAGGAAUUCUCAUUUCCAGAAUUGAGGAUGGAGAGAACUUGAGGAUGGCUUUUGAAAUAUCAGGCGGCCAGUGUGAGAGGAUGCAGGUUGCCUGCAUCAGUCAGCGUGAUCUACAGGACUGGCUGGACCUCCUCACCAAACACACACACAUCACUGCACCAGCGCACACACACCUGCCCAAGCCUCAGUCCGUCUGUCACACACUACCCUCUCACCCCAUCACUCCCUCCAGAUACUCGGAGUCCCGGGGAGGGAGCAGUGGAAACUCUUACCACACCCUUCCUCAUCUCUCCUCGUACGAAAUGAGCCAGAGUGGCAGCCCCAUGUGGGGGCCCCUGGAGCCACUCAGCACCCCCAAACCCUGGAGCCAGAGCUGCCUUCGCCCCGCGCCUCCUCUGCGGCCCUCUGCCGCUCUGUGCUUCAAGGAGGAUAUGAGCAAGAGUCCCAAAAACAUGAAGAAGCUGCUCCCUAAGAGGAAACCAGAAAGGAAACCUUCAGAGGAGGACUUUGGCGUCAGAAAGAGUACUGCGGCUCUGGAGGAGGACGCCCAGAUACUGAAGGUGAUCGAAGCGUAUUGCACCAGCGCCAAGACCCGGCAGACGCUCAACUCGACCUGGCAAGGAACUGACCUCAUGCACAACCAUGUGCUCGCUGACUCCAACCUCAACGUGGUUGGUUUCCCUGGCAACCUGUCAUGUUCCGACCAGUCCGAAGAGUCGGAUUAUGAAAGUGUCUGGACUGCUCAUAGUCACAGGACUGGCUCGUUUUCUCGGUCCAGCAGGAAGGAUGUCCAAGUGUUGUUCCCGGAGGAGGAGAAGAUCAUAGUCGAGGAGACCAGGAGUAAUGGACAAACGGUGGUGGAGGAGAGGAGUCUGGUGGACACUGUGUACAGUCUCAAAGACGAGGUCCAGGAGCUCAAACAGGACAACAAAAGGAUGAAGAAGACACUGGAGGAAGAACAGCGAGCGAGAAAAGAGCUGGAGAGGAUCGUCAGGAGAGUUCUGAAGAACAUGAACGACCCAACCUGGGAUGAGACCAACCUUUGAAAUCGGUAUAUAUCUGAACCAGGGACCGGUUUCUAACCUUUAAAUGAUCAAACGAGAAUAACUCUUCAAACUUUUGUGGAAAGAAGCUGCCAAUCGUUCACGCUGCUCUUCACCGUAACUCCACCAUAACUUAGCCCUCCGUGUGCCAAACUGCGGACCAAGAGGAGAUGCCUGCCAGCCAUCAGCGAAGCCAUCCUAAGUGACCGUAAAGCUGUGAAGCCAUGACAGCUGGUAGGCAUGAAUGCAUCGUUGCUGUACUUUAUUUUUUAUUUUUUCAAUCAACCAUCAUUGAAGUGAUGGUUAUUUCAUUUACUCAUGUAUCUGUGUCUUUUUCCAGUUUUUGUAUAAAAUGUAACCAUUACUACACCAGUAUACACAUGAAAGUCCGUUUUGUUUGCCAUCAGGGUGCAUAAAUAUGUAGUUUGUACAAUUCCAAGAGAUGGAGAGCAGUCGAUAAAUGAAAUCUUCAGUAAUUAUUAUAAUAAUAAUAUGAACUAUUUUCCUUUUAAAUCAUAUAUGUCUGGCAUUAAACCUACAUUUACCAGCACUUAUAAGCUGCUUCUUUAGUUUUAAUCCCUUCAGGAGGAGGAGCAAAACAUUUUAGAGUGAUUUUCAAAAUGAUUUCAGCUGUGAUGAAAACGUUUUUGUUAAAUAUUUAAAAGCGGAGUACCAAAGUACUUUAUGGAAACACCAAUGGGAGUUUUUACUUCUUCAUACAAAUGAAUGUUUGAAAGGUCUCAAAAAAUUGAUAGAUGUUUGAAGAUACGAUUAAAUGACAGAAGAAUUGGAUGAGGAAUUUCUCAGGACUUAACAUGACGACUGAAAGUUCACGUUUCCAGCUCCGAAUUAAACAUUCAUUUCAAAUUUCACAAUCAAAGCAAUAUUUAAAAGGUAUACAAAACUUGAAAUUAAAUUGCCUUGGAGAUCGAUAACAAUCCCAGCAUUAAAGGUGCUACACUGCCUUUCGUUCAUCUUUAUAUCAGGUUCUGAUCAAUUUUGUGCUACCCAGGAAUAUCCUUCAUCACUUGAAAUAAUGCUUUUAAAAGUGUGUUUCUGUGCAUUUUCCGAGCCCUUUAAUGCAUGGUUGAUAUAUUUAAAAAAAACGAUAAAAUGCUGUGAACUUUUUAGGGGAAAAAGUAAUCAUCCUUAACUAAGAGAGGACUGAUCAAUUCACUAAUAAUGAUUUCUUAUCAUCCAAGUCAGGAAGAGGGCUGAUUUUGAAAGGUUGGAGAUAUGGAAAGGAGAGCUGCUCCAUUUUAUCGUUAUUUUGUGCCAUUCAGGCUUAAAAUCCAGGUCUAAGUGCAUCAUUCGUAACCAUGUCUGCACAUCGAACUCUCCAAACUAAACAUAUCAACCAGAUUUGAACCUGGAAAGCAGCCUUACGUCAAAUUUGAUUAAGAUUUAAAUCCAGCCAACAUUUCUUAAAAUAGUACUUCACAUACAAUGUUGUAGCUAAUUAAUUAAUUAAUGUUAUGUGCUAAAUCAAAGGCUUCAACUGGACCUGCAGAUAAAUACUGACGAGCCCCAGGGUUCCUAAAAUUCCCACCUCAUGCAUGAAAGGGCCAGAGUAAAACACCUCCCACCAUCCAUCGACAGCAUCCACUUGGGAAAUACAUAAAGUGCAUUUAUUAGAUGUGAAACAGCAUGAUUUAAACUAAAGUGAUGUUUUUAAAAGCUGACAGGACAACACUACAACCACUGCCUGUUUCACAAUCUUAAGUUCUAUGUGCUUUAAACUUUUCUGAACUUCUGGUACAACAAUCAAUACUUUUUGCUACUUUUCAAUAUUGUAAUUAACAGAUGGAUUUCAAAAUAAUGUCGAUGUGCGAUGCGAUUAUGUACAUUAUUGUUCAAAUCUCAUAUUAUGUCAUGUGUACUGUAAUAUAAAAGUUGUAUAAACUCCCACCGGCAAGAGGGCAAAGAAAAGGGUUAAAUUGAGCUUGUUUUUAUACAUGAACAAAAAUGCAGAGUGCAUGAACAAAUUGUAUGGAUACUGAACUGUUUCUGAGAUGUAUAACAGUAUUCAUGGACUAGUGAAAGGCAUCAUAGUUAGAGGCAGAGACUAUCAAAGCAAUUAAAAUGCACUGAACUGAUGCCACGGUCUCUGUUUGCUCAUAUAAGACCUCGAGUCACGUAAAUGAUGUCCAGAUACCAUUGCACUUCUUUAGAGGCUUAACCUCAACUUUUCCAGAUCUAUAUAUUCACGAUGAGACGCCUCAUUGCUCUCUUUCUAUCUCAAGACCAAAGUUAAAGCAAUAUUACACUGGAAACCUUUUAAUUUUUAUUAUGUCCAUAUGUAGAAUCAUUUUUGUCAUAAACAUAGUGUUUGUCAUCUUUUUUUUUACCGUGGCUUUGAUAUGCAACACUUAUUUUGUACUUGACCUUGUGGAGAUCAUUUGUACAGAGAAACAACAUAUUCCUCAUAAAAAUCAGGAAUUUGGAGAAAACAUUCCUCUAAAACGUAACCUGCAAAUUAUAUAUUACUAAAUGUAGAGCCAGAUUACUAUAAGCUAUAAAAUAAAAUAUGCCAAUUUCUUUCUCUUUUUUUGCUUUAAAUUAUGUAUUUAACUGGACCUGACUGUAAAUUCACUUUGUUCAGAUUGUUUUUUUUUUUAAGAUGAUUGCAGUAGUUACCAUGACAGGAACCCUCUCUAUUUAUUUCACCCAGUUGUCUGUGAGUAAAUAAAAUGUUGACUCAAACUUGGA
Messenger RNA from Cololabis saira (Pacific saury), 5540 nucleotides. RefSeq names its product Rho guanine nucleotide exchange factor (GEF) 7b (gene arhgef7b). Bases 270 to 2834 code for a protein of 854 amino acids. The record is from RefSeq and is a predicted model, not a curated record. The transcript has 22 exons. NCBI's taxonomy places the organism in Eukaryota, Metazoa, Chordata, Actinopteri, Beloniformes, Belonidae. Gene Ontology annotation, molecular function: guanyl-nucleotide exchange factor activity; protein binding.